This is a messenger RNA of Rhododendron vialii, 532 nucleotides long. RefSeq lists its product as uncharacterized. The record is from RefSeq and is a predicted model, not a curated record. The coding region runs from base 84 to 392 and encodes 102 amino acids. NCBI's taxonomy places the organism in Eukaryota, Viridiplantae, Streptophyta, Magnoliopsida, Ericales, Ericaceae. The transcript has 2 exons.
GCAGCUCUUCAGUUCAAAGACGACAAACCAGACUCAACUAGACUCAAAUUCACGAAGAAGAACCGAAGAUCGAAGGCUGGAAAAUGGGGAAAUGGUAUGUUGUGUUCGUUGGUCGGGUUCCCGGGGUUUAUGACUCCUGGGCGGAAGCUCACGGUCAGAUUACCGGCUUUAAGCACAAUUCCUUUAAAGGUUAUGAGACUGAAGCAGAGGCACGAAAAGCUUAUUCAACUUAUUUGAAGAAGUGUGAUGGUUCGUCUAGCAAGGAGUCCGACGGUUCCCAUGACCAACAACCACUUGCACAUCAAUUGAAAAUAGCACUUGAGCAGAGAGAUAAGCUUCAAAAGGAGCUGGAUGAUCUCCGAGAAAAACUUGGUUCUUUAGCUUUAGGAUGAUGGACCUUCUAACCUUAUAACAUUGACUCUGUUUUUGUUAGUUUGUAACCUUGUUUGGUGGUCUUGUACCACACAUUAUGCUGUAACUUAGUUUGUUGGUACAUGUAACUAUGUAAGUUGUAACUGUUCUGGACACCUUC